This is a messenger RNA of Entrophospora candida, 558 nucleotides long. NCBI's taxonomy places the organism in Eukaryota, Fungi, Glomeromycota, Glomeromycetes, Entrophosporales, Entrophosporaceae. The record is from the annotation of a GenBank genome assembly.
AAAAAGCCUGCCACCAAUGAAACCACCAAAACUUCUACUACUACAACAAAUCCUAUGAAGGAACUUCGAAUUGAAAAAUUAGUUUUAAACAUCUGUGUUGGCGAAUCUGGAGAUAGAUUAACACGUGCUUCAAAAGUGCUUGAACAACUUACUGGACAAUCGCCGGUCUAUUCUAAAGCAAGAUAUACUGUUAGAUCUUUUGGAAUUAGACGUAAUGAAAAAAUUGCCGUUCAUGUGACAGUUAGAGGUCCAAAAGCCGAAGAAAUUUUGGAAAGAGGAUUAAAAGUUAAGGAAUAUGAAUUGAAAAAAAGUAAUUUUUCACAAACUGGAAAUUUUGGUUUUGGCAUUCAAGAACAUAUUGAUUUGGGUAUCAAAUAUGAUCCUUCAAUUGGUAUUUAUGGAAUGGAUUUUUAUGUGGUAAUGGGCAGACCUGGUAAUAGAGUUUCAAAAAGAAGAAGAGCACAAACAAAAGUUGGAUCUUCACAUAAAGUAAACAAAGACGAGUCUAUUAAAUGGUUUAAACAAAGAUUUGAUGGUAUUGUAAUCAUGCAUCGUUAA